Hypanus sabinus (Atlantic stingray) is the source of this 8523-nucleotide messenger RNA. RefSeq names its product protein c-ets-1-B-like. Bases 662 to 1783 code for a protein of 373 amino acids. Gene Ontology annotation, cellular component: nucleus. Gene Ontology annotation, molecular function: DNA-binding transcription factor activity, RNA polymerase II-specific; sequence-specific DNA binding. Lineage: Eukaryota; Metazoa; Chordata; Chondrichthyes; Myliobatiformes; Dasyatidae. Gene Ontology annotation, biological process: regulation of transcription by RNA polymerase II; cell differentiation. The record is from RefSeq and is a predicted model, not a curated record. The transcript has 8 exons.
GUAUUGUCACAUGACCCGAGGAAGGAUGAAAAACUUUGUUCUGCAUGUCACCCAUACAGAUUAUUUCAUCACAUCAAUGCAGGAAGGUAUCUGAUGCUCUGUAUCUGUGAUGCUGCCGCAACUGUACACACACGGACUUGCGCAUCUGCCAAUAAACGCCACUUUGUCUACACCAGGCCACAAACUGAAGUUGCUCACAGAGCAAAUUCGGCAAUAAUAAAUACAGGAAAGAGUGUAACAAAAGCAGGGGAGUGCAAAGACCGCAGCGCAGUCUGUGGUAGAGCAAACGGAAAUGCUGAAGCUACAACAACGGAAUCACCGAGGGAAUUGGAGUUAAAUCCGAGAACGUGGUCCGUCUAGUGGAAGGGGCUGUGCAAGAAGAGAUUGGGUCCAGGAAUCCGAGGGUUGAAGCUGCCAUUGAGGCUGGUGGCAUGUGCUGUUCAGGCGCAUGUACAGCAUCUUCUGUCCAGUGGGAAAUGGUGAGAAGACAGAAUGCCUGGGAUGGUCUUUGACUAUGCUGGCUGGAAUUCCUGGAGGGUUAGUCACUUGGGAAGUGCGAGGCAGUUCGCUGAUCGAAGGGUCUCUGUGCCGAGGAAGAACGGGAGCAGAAUAUCGAUCACGCCUUUAAAAAUCUCGAAAGAAAUCCUUUCUCGGUCCAGGGAUGGCCACCUUUCCACAUCACGGACUUCUCUGUGACGACUCGAUGCAGCAGGUUCCAGCCGAGCUGGACCUGGCCUCUUACGAUUCGGAGAUUGAAACGCCAUUUCUGAUUCCCGGUUUCACCGACCUCUGGUCCUGGGCGGACAGACAGGGCAGCCAAGGACAGCACUCCCCGGUUCCCAAAGAUCACCAGGAUUUAACGGGGCAGUGUACAGACAGUGGCACACACAACGUUUAUUCUCAGUUGCACUGUUGGACAGGCUAUCCCCUGGCAAGCACGGAGCCCUCCCAGUGCGUCCCACCGUCCGGCCCGGAGGAGCGAAACUUCGUCCCCGGAUCCUUCCAAACCUUGCGUCCCGUCAGCUCGGCGGAGCUCUUGGCGUGGAGAUCUCAGGGGGCCUACGAUGCGGCAGGGGAGGUGGAGACACUAGAGAGCUCGACGCUAGCGGGUCGCGGGCAAACCUUCGAGGCUGGCGCCAGCGACGAGAGUGUUACCUCUUACCCAGGUGCAGAGAUGAUGCUGGACGGAUUUCACACCGCGCUCCCCCACCAUCUUCUUGGCAGGCAGUGGAAUGGGACGUCCAGAAAUAACGGGGGACCGCCAGAUCUGAUUGAAUACGGCGCUGGCUGGGAUGGGCAUUUAUCCAUCCAUGGUGGCCCAGCCGGUGAAUACACCCUGUCGGAACACGCAGCUAAUCGGUCACGGCACGCACCCAGAGACCGAUGCCGAGGUCCCUUCGUACCGAGAGGCCGCACUUCAUGCGGUCCAGGACUGCUUGAAUACGCAGGAAACGGACCCAUCCAACUCUGGCAAUUCCUGCUGGAGUUACUCCUGGACAAAUCCUGUCAAUCCUUCAUCAGCUGGACCGGAAACGGCUGGGAGUUCAAACUCUCCGAUCCCGAUGAGGUGGCCAAACGUUGGGGCAAUCGGAAGAACAAACCCAAGAUGAACUACGAGAAGCUGAGUCGUGGUCUCAGGUACUAUUACCACCGGGACAUCAUUCAGAAGACAUCAGGAAAACGCUAUGUCUAUCGAUUUGCCUGUGACGUCCAAGGCCUUCUGGGGAAGACACCUCAGGAAAUCCACGCUCAUCUGAAUGUCAAGCCACGGCCGGGACUCUGAGGAAUUAAAUCCAUUUUUUGUUCGUGUUAUUUAAUAUAAGGUUUGAAGAUGGAGAGUGGAACAUUGGAUUCACUUGUAAAUUAGAACUGGUAAAAGGUCUAAUAGUUAGAGUCGCUCAGCACUCAAAAAGGCCCUUCUGCCCAACUCGUCUUUGCUGUCCAUCCAAGUGUUUUUAAAUGUUGUUAUUGUACCUGCAUCAACCACUUCCUCUGACGGUUCGUUCUAUAUAUAGACCGCACUCUGUGUGAAGAAGUUACUCCUCACAUCGCCUUUAAUUCUUCCUGCUUACACUUUAAACCUGUGCCCCCUGGUUUUAGAGUCCUCCGCCUUAGUGAAAAGGACUGUGUCCAUUCGCCUGAUCUAUGCCCCUCAUAGUUUUAUAAAUUUCUGAAAGGUCACCCCUCAGCCUCCUUCACUCCAGGGAAACAGUGCCAGACGCAUCAAUAAAAGGGAAUGAACAUUUCGGGUUGAGGGUCUUCAUCAGAAUGGGAAAGAAAAGAGGCACAAGCCAGAAUAAGAAGGUUGGGGGGUGGGGCGGAGAGGGAGGGGUAAAAACUGGCAGGUGAUAGUUGGAUCAAGCUGAGACGGGAAAGGUAGGUGGGUGGGGGAGUGGUGACAAAGAGAUUGAUGUGAGAAACGAGGAGGCGAUUGGUGGAAGAAGAAAGGUUCUGACGGGAAAGGACAGUGGAUAUAGAACAAAGGGAAGGAGCUGGGAACCAGACUGAAGAAGGCGUGGUCUGGCUAUGAUGGUGAGGAGGGGAGAGUAGGUGGGAGGGCAACCAGAACGAGAGAAAAAAAACAGGGGAUGAGUGUUGGAGAUAGAAACAGAAGGGAGUGAAUACUAGAGGUUAGAGAAAUCAAUGUUCAUGCCAGCAAACUGGAGACUACCAAGAUAGAAUACGAGAUGCCAUCCAGUUUGCUGGAGAAACUCAGCAAGUCAGGUAGAAGCGAAGUGGAGCAAUAAACCGUGGACAUUUUAGGUCAAGAUCCUUCAUUAGGACUAAAAAGGAAGGGGGCAACAUCCAAAAUACGAAGUUGUGGGAGGGGAAGGAGUAAGAAGGGAGGGGUGGAAAUUUACUGGUUAGAGAAAUCGACCUUCAUGCUCUCAGGUCGGAGUCCACUUAGACUCUAUAUAUGAUGCUCCUCCGACCUGAGUUUGGCCUCCUCAUGGCAGUAGAGGAGGCCAUAGGCAGGCAUAUUGGAAUUGGAAUGGGUGGCCACCUGGGCGUCCUGGCUUCUGUCAAAGCAGUCCUCAAAUCUGCAUUGGGUCUCGUUGAUGCAGAGGAGGUCGCACGGAGAACACAGGGUAUAGUAGAUGGCCCCAUCAGACUUGCAAGUGGAGUAUUGUCUCACCUGGAAGGGCUUUGUAGAGACCUGGAUGGUGGUGAGCGAGAAAGUGAAGGGGCAGGUGUAUCACGUCUCACUUACAGGGAUAAGAACAAGGAGUGAGAUCAGUGGAGAGAGACGAGGACGAAGUUCUAAAGCUCAAAGUACAUAUGUGUCACUAUAUACAACCCCGAGAUUCAUUUUCUUGUGGGCAUACUCAGCAAAUCUAUAGAAUAGUAACUGUAUCCAGAUCAGUGAAAGAUCAACCAGAGUGCAGAAGACAACAAGUUGUGCGACUGCAAAUAUAAAAAAAUAACAAUAAAUAACGAGAACAUGAGAUAAUGAGAUAAAGUGUCUUUGAAAGUGAGAUAAUUGAUUGUGGGAACAUGGGGCAAGUGAAGAGGAGUGUAUUCACCCCUUUUGUUCAAGAGCCUGAUGGUUGAGGGGUAGUAACUGUCAUUGGACCUGCUAGUGCGAGUCUUGUGGCUCUUGUAUCUUCUUUCUGAUAGCGGCAGCGAGAAGAGAGCAUGACCUGAGCGGUGGGGAUCUCUGAUGAUCGAUGCUACUUUCCUAAGUCAGCGUUUCAUGCACUGUACAUGUGCUCAAUGGUUGGGAGGGCUUUACCCGUUAUGUGGUGACAUCCGUCGGUCUCGAGAGACCAUGGAUCUGCGCCUGGAGUUUCCGGGGGGGGGGGGCGCAGGCCUGGGGCAGGGUUGUAUGGGAGACCGGCAGUUGCCCAAGCUGCAGGCCUUCCCCUCUCCACACCACCGAUGUUGUCCAAGGGAAGGGCACUAGGCAGCUUGGCUGCCGGUGACGUCACAGUGUGUUGUUAAGUGCCUUGCUCAAGGAUACAAACAUGCUGCCUCAGCUGAGGCUCGAACCAGUGACCUUUAGGUUACUAGUCUGAUGCCUUGCCCACUAGGGCACGCACCUGUUAUAUACUGGGCCGAAUCCACUGCAGUUUGCACGAUUUUCCGUCCAAAGACAUUGGUGUUUCCAUACCAGUAAAUAUAUUCUCCACUACACAUCUAUAAAUGUUUGUCAAAGUUUUAGCUGUCUCGCUGAAUAUCCGCAAACUCCCAAGGAAGUAAAGGCGCUACCGUGCUUUCUUCACAAUUGUAUUCAUGUGCUGGGCCCAGGAAUUUUAAGCUUGCUAACACUCUCUACCUCUCAUCCUCCACUGAGGACUGGCUCUUGGGCUUCUGUUUUCCCUGUCUUGGUCUAUAAUCACUUCCUUGCUCUUGGUCUUGCUGAAUUGAGUGAGAAGUUCUUGUUAUGACACCACUCUGCUACCGAGACAAGUGGGUCAUACAGAGAGUGAUAUUAAAACUGAUUAUGAAUGUAGAGAUGACUUAGACUAUAAAACGGAUUGGAAUUAGGCCAUUUGGACCAUCGAGUAUGCUUCACAGUUCCAGCAUGACUGAUUUAUUAUCCCUCUCAACCCCAUUCUUCCGCCUUCUAAUUAGGCAACAAUCAACCUCCGUUGUAAAUAUACUCAACGACUUAGCCUCCAGAACCGGCAAUGAAUUUCACAGGUUCAUUACUCCCUGGUUAAUAGACAAUAGACAUAGACAAUAGGUGCAGGAGUAGGCCAUGCGGCCCUUCGAGCCAGCACCGCCAUUCAAUGUGAUCAUGGCUGAUCAUCCACAAUCAGUACCCCGUUCCUGCCUUCUCCCCAUAUCUCUUGACUCCACUAUUUUUAAGAGCUCUAUCUGACUCUUUUUAAAAAAAAGAAAUUCCUCCUCACCUCUGUUCUAAAGAGGCAUCCUUCUGUUCUGAGUCUGUGCCCGCUGGUCUUGUUAUGUCCCGCCAGAUUUGGAUCGCCAUCUUAUUUCUAAUUACUGGAUGUCGCUGCUGCCGCGUGGCCUCACAGCCGUUGUUGAUUGCUCAUUAUCGCGUUGUUAAGUAAUUAGUCUUUGUCAUCAGAUCGGCCAUUUUAUAUCUUUGUAUGUUUCAUUGGUAGUUAGAAGGCGAAGGAAUUUCAAUCAAUAUUUGAAUUUCCUUUCAUUAGGACACCGGAAAGUACUGUCUUGAGCACUGUAUUGCGUUGGUGAAUAAUAAAGCCGCUUUCAGCUACAGCUACGCCGGAAAUGGCUUUAUAGAUCCGAUCAGUUUGAGAAACGGGGAAAACUCCGAGUGAGGGCAGAAUAGUAAAACGACAACUCCUAACAGUGAAUCCAUCCGCGGUGAAUAAAUAUUGAUUCUGCGAGCUCCCGCGCGUCAGAAGUUGGAAUAUCGACCACAGAGAAAAGGAGCUUUGAAACCAGGUCAGUACGAUCAGAUAGAUUAUCGCGACAGUCCAGCAGAUAAGCGGCAAACAUAGCGGCGCUAGAAGCCGAAACAGCGCUAUCCUUGGCGUCGUUCGUACGAAGAACUUGAUGUUAAAGUGAGACAGUCUGAAUGAGACGUAGAGAAAGUCCGCCUGGAAGCCACAUUAGAAGCAGUGCGGCAUUAAAAAAAGGCGGAGGCGGCUUUAUCCGAGGCCAAAGUCUUUGAGGCGGGCGGGGAGCACGAGAUGACAAUGACGUCAGUUCAAACUCAGCAUAUCAUUCUAGCAGAGAGGACUAUGAAAUAUAUUCAAGACCAGUCGGUUUAUGCUUAUACCCGCUGGCACUGAAGACUUAGACCAGCCAACCCACACUGAAAGGCCGGGCUCCUCUUUCUCUAGAUAACAUCUGGCAACGACACCUUUUGCCCAAACGGGGCAGAACGGAGACAGCCUCCCUCACGUGCUCAAGGCUCCUACUUAUCAUGACAUAGCACAGGAGGCUGUUCAGCCUCCCGGUAAGUGGCACCACACCCCAUGAACCCCAACCUAAUCAUGAUGUGUCAGAUCUGGCGAGAUUCCGAGGCCGUCGUGACCUGCUGACGGUCGGACUCGCUGAAUUUGAUAAUAAUCCUGGGCUGGGAAGUCCACGUUCUCCAAUGCCAUUGAAAACCUCCAGCUCGAGCCUAGGGAAGGACUCGACCUGCUGGAGAUAUGGCUUGGACCGUGCUGAGCAUGCAAGCAGAAUAAGGUCACUUCACAUCAAGCACCCCACUGCUACUUCCACUUUAGUCUGGCAAAAACUGGAAGAAUGGUAUUCCGUCGAGGCAAUGCAAACUGCUCACUUCAACAAACUCGUCCUGCCCCAAGAAUUCUAGCAGGGAGCCCCAACGUCUGCGGGAGCUAGGAGACCCGCUUUUAGAGUUGGAGGCAGCCAAAGCUGAAAGCGACUUAGGUGGCUUGUCUGCCUCGACUCUACACAAGGAAUUCAUGCUAUCUUGGAGAAACUCCCCUUUAGUCUGUAGGAGAAAUGGACUUCUGAGACGCCAACUGGAAAAGAAAGUCACUUUCCCACUUUCUCCUUCUCUUCUAGUUUCACCCGGUCUGCAGCAAGAAUGAAGUUCGACCCCACCUUCAUUGUGACCGUCUCUAGCUCAGCGCCAGUUAACUCAGAAACCUGUUAGAACCCCUGUCAGCGUGCACAAGACUAUAGAUGGACAGCGCUAUCUAAAGAGGAUAAUUGUAAAAUUUCAGAAGAUCCUAACAAACAAGCGUCCUCUGCAUCGGAAACCACACCCACUCCGGAAGUGUUGAGACGUCAGAGAGAACCCUCCAGAGGAGUGAAGGGAUUUCCUUAAGAAGCACUCCAUAUGUUUCCGCUGCUGUUCCUCACCCAGCCGCCGGGCUAGGGACUGUAAUGUUGUCAUCUAGUGCUCUGAACGCGACAGAGGCAGUCACACUGCAGCUCUUCUUUUUGGCCUAUCUGCCUAGUCUGUGAAGAACAACAUAAGUACCGCAUGGCGGGGAGGGAUUCCCCAUCCUCUCUAGUUGCCACCUCUUCCUGUUCUGAGGUCUUUUGGGAAAACUCUGCCAGUAAGUCGUGUUCAAGGAUCUGCCUCGCCAAUGAUUACCCAGAAGGCCACUGUGAGAAGAGGAUGAGGAUGUAUGUUGUUUUUAACGAUAAGUCUCCAGCUAAAUCAUUUUUCUCAACGUCUUCAACAUAACCGUUGGCGCCUCACCUUAUACAUUUGAGACACGUGCAAGUGUGUCACAGAUGGUUGGGCAAACAGCAAGAAGUUUCGUGGUCGAGUCUGUUAAUGGAAAAGACUCCCUUAGCUCUUCCCACGCUCCGUGGGUGUGACGAACUUCCGGACAACACCGAAACAAAUGCUCACUCCAGAAGCAGCGACUUACCACACUCGGCCGUGGUCCCUAGCUACCAAGAUACCAUCAUUCGACCCAAAGGCUAAGAUCCUGCCCCUUCUGGGAACAGACGUCAUGCACAAGGUACUCGAGCAACAUAAUUGGCCUCCAAAGGUUCCCUUUGCGCGGAGGUUAGUACUCGAGCCGUCUGCCUAGCGAGUGCACAGAAACCUUCAUCUACAUACUUGCUCAGAACGAGCAUUCCAGAAAACUGGCGCCCCCGUCUGGUAGCUCCCUGCCUUUGCACCAUCCAGUUCGGCCAGCUUCCCGUCUCUCCCGCCUUGACCUCACAACAGAUGUUUGAUAAGAAACACAGUAGGCAUUGGUGAAGCUGCUUUGCCCAUAUCGAGGAUGACAACAUACCAGCACCUUCAAUGGCUAACCUUACUUUCCUGAGGUUGAUGGACAGCGAGUUCCAUCAAGACAGCUCUAAGAGACGGGUAGCACAUUUCCCCUUCUGUAGCACACGACAACGCCUCGCAAACAGUCGUGAGCAAACAGCCACUUCCACGCCUGAAAUUACUGGGGAAGAAAACGAACAGUAUACUGUAAUUGCAAAGCUAGAAAGUCGGAAAAUGAUUGAAACAUGAAUUCGGGUUACAAAUCUGUCAAAACGAAGACAAUAUUUAAUUGAUUUUACAGAUUCUAGAUUUGUUUUGGAUUCUCUGUAUUUUUAUACUAUCUAAUUGGUUUACUUGGAAGUUUGGUGGUGAUCCUCUUGAAAGACAGAAUUUUACUUUUGUUCUUCGACUCCAAUUGAAGGUCUUGUUAUUCCUUAGUUAUAUUUGACCGUGCUAUUCAAUUGAUCAGGAGCAUUAACUGUUUAAUGUUUUUUUUUGUGCGAAAGCCAUGAGUUCAGUUGGUGUCAUCUUUUACAGGUACCGGGCUGGGAGUGUUAUAUCUUUCCUGAUUUCAUUUGGAUUGUUGCUUUAUUUCUAAUUUCUGGAUCUCACUGCUUAAUUGUGGAUACCCAGCUGUUGUUGAUUGCUCACCGUCGCGUUGUUAGGCAAUUAGCUGUCCUUAUCAGGUUGGCCAUUUUAUAUCGUUGUACGUUUCAUUUAGUAGUUAGAAUUCGAACGAAUUAGCAGGGCGAGGCUGUGCAAGUCAGGACGUUCUCCAAUUUUCGAUCACCCCCUUUGUCCCUUAUCUUUAUCUCUGUGAACCUUAUACCCCUCUUUACAUUCCUCCUGUCCUCACCACCUGCCCAUUGUCCACUCCUUCCUUC